AUGCGUUUCAGCACGGCGAUUACCCUCACGGCUCUUGUUGCCACCGGCAGUGCCUCUGCCUCGGUCUUGCCUCGAGUGCUCGACAACUACGAUCUUGCUCAGCCCGUCGCGUUCGAAGAGCGAGAGGUACCGGUGCUUCAAUGCGACGCACAGCCGAUCUUCAUCGGUGACCUCAAGAUGUUGUCUACCACAGGUCGCGAAGUGUACGCCGCGUUUGAAGGUAUUCGCAACCAGGACGGCUACCAGCAGCUCGACGUUCAAAAGGCGGGUCAACCGUCGCGUAUCGAGAAGUUUGCCUUCACGCCUUGCACCAGUUCGUUCAUGGGCUACCAGCCCGAGUCGAACAAGGCGGCCGAGGUCACGUUUGGACGUCUGCAACCCGCUCAUCUUGUCGGCAAGCGUUGCGUUUCGGCUGACAAGCUCGCGCAUUCGGACGCUCGUCUGAUCGCCGCCAAGUGCGAACCCUCAGACGAUUCCGGUCAGCUCGCGCAAUUCUGGAGCUUGACCAAGCAGCCAGCUGCUGAAGAGGACAAGUUUGUGUACUACGUCAACUUCCUCGGCUUGCCCGCGGGUGACCAGCCCGACUUCCCUGGAACCUACACGCUCGGCCAGACCACCGUCGGCGCCAACAAGCUCGUCCGCCUGCAGCACUCCAAGGAAGAAGGAAAGCGCAGCGCAUACUUCCUCAAGCUCGCUUGA
Molecule: messenger RNA, 699 nt
Organism: Mycosarcoma maydis (corn smut)
Lineage: Eukaryota; Fungi; Basidiomycota; Ustilaginomycetes; Ustilaginales
Exons: 1
Coding region: 1-699 (232 amino acids)
Source: RefSeq, a predicted model, not a curated record